Molecule: messenger RNA, 1446 nt
Organism: Plenodomus lingam JN3
Lineage: Eukaryota; Fungi; Ascomycota; Dothideomycetes; Pleosporales; Leptosphaeriaceae
Cellular component (GO): membrane
Molecular function (GO): N-acetylgalactosaminide beta-1,3-galactosyltransferase activity
Source: RefSeq, a predicted model, not a curated record
AUGACGACGACGACGACCGCGAUGAUGAUGAUGCUCAAGCCGCUGGUAGGCCGCCUGGCCCGACGGCCAUGGCGAUUCAUCUUCCCCGGCCUCCUCGUUUUCUUCCUCGUCUUCACACUCUCGCGCCGCACCCCACACAGCCAGCCGCCGGUGCACAAGACCAAAACGAAGUCUUUCUUCCCGCCGCUCGAGAGCAAAUCGGCCAACUCGAUCGAGCUCGACUACUGCCAGAAUUUCCCCGUCAAACUGCUCGAUGAGAUCCAGGUGGUGCUCAAGGUGGCCUCGAGCGAGGCGUCGACGACCAAGGCCCAUCUGAGCACCGUCUCCAGCUGCAUCACCAACCUCAUCAUCGCCGGCGACAGCGAGGAGCGCCUGGGCGAUCGCCACAUCAUAGACAUCCUGGCCGAACUGCCCAAGAGCUACGAGACGAACAACCCCGACUUCAAGGCCUACGUCGAGCAGAAGAAAGCCCACACCGAGGGCGAGACGGUCAAGGAACAGCAGCGCGCCUUCAAGCUCGACCGCUUCAAGUAUCUGCCCAUGGUCGACAAGGCCUACGCGGCCAACCCCACAGCUAAAUGGUUCGUCUUUCUCGAGUCGGACGUCUACUUUUUCUGGGACACGCUGUUCCGCCUGCUCAGCCAGCUUGACGCCGCAGAACCGCAUUACUUGGGCGCCCCACACAAGGGCUCCGACGGCCGCUGGUUCGCCUAUGGCGGUGCCGGCAUCGUCCUUUCUCAGGGCCUGCUGAAGCAGCUCAUCCCGGCCAAGACUGUUGGGGCCCCCGACGUUGCGCAUGAGAGCAAGCUGGCCACGCGCUUCGAGAGCUGGGUCAAGGAAGAGCAGCGUGGUGACGCCGUCCUUGCCUAUGCCAUCCAGAAUGCUACGGGUCACAAGCUCCAGGCGCUGUACCCGACCUUUGCAAGCGACCCUCUCAAGACCGUCACUACAACACGCGAUCGCUGGUGUGUUCCCAUGCUUUCGCUGCACCAGCUCAAGCCAGAGGAGAUGGAAAACCUGUGGAAGUGGGAGCGGACGCGGCAAUACAAUACGAAACCCUUCACCUACUCCUCGCUUCUCUCUUACACACACUCCUUCCUCUCUCAAGGCCCAUCUCGCGAGUGGUGGGACAAUCUCUCCACGGCUCCCGUGCCCAACGACCGGCCUGCGCAUCGCAAUGCGGGCUCAUGCGGCUCCGAAUGCGCCGCCGACAACAACUGCCUCCAAUGGUCCUACUCGCAGACCGUCUGCCGUCACGCCGACUACAUCAAGCUCGGCGAUGCUGUCGACCGAGAAAAUGGCGGACAGGGUGAGUUCGUUUCAGGCUGGGAUACCGGCAAGCUACAGAGUCUCGGCUUCGGUGUCGAGGACAAGAACGGGCAAAGGGAGUUUUACGCAGGAUGUGACGAGGCUACAUGGUUGACUCCACAGAUUAUGCAAAACUGA